CACUGAAAGCUUUUCAAAUCAAAAUGUCAGCAGAAGGGGAGGAAAAUCUUUUUCGAAAGCUGCAGGAACGCAAAGAUGGUUUACUUGUGUUGGAAAGUGGUUUAAUGAUGAUCAUCAACUUUCUGGCCUUCACUGGUAACAUGAUGGUUUGCUGGGCUGUAUACCGUAACCAAAGACUUCGUACUUUACCAAACAUCUAUGUAGUGACCUUAGCCAUAUCAGAUGCUCUCAUGGCGGUCCUGUGCAUGCCUAUGUCUGGAGUUCUUCUCGUUACAGGCCAGUGGCCAUUCAGCGGCGCUGUCUGCCAUUUCCAGGGAUUUUUUUGUUUCUUCUUUGCGCUCUACUCCUUGCUACUCAUGACUGCAACAGCAGUGAACCGAUAUUUUCGCGUGGUGAAACCAAAUCUUUACCGCAAGCAUUUCAAAGUCAAAUCUACUUUUCUUUCCGUCGUUGUUAUUACACUUUUCGCUGCUCUCGGUGCGGGGCUUUCAUCGAUGGCUCAAUGGGCGACAUUUAUCAUACAUUACGGUAAAGUAAUCUGUUUUAUGAACUUCAAAUCCCCAGAACUGGACAUGGGUUACAUCGCAUAUUUAGAUGUGUUUUACAUCGCUAUUCCCAUCGGAAUUAUUUCGUUCACCUAUUACAAGAUUUUCAAAAACAUCAAACAACACAAUCGAGGCAUGAACAACACAAGACAAGGAUCGAUUCUUCGCUUAAACGUGGAAGAAGUUAAGAUAACAAAAUCACUAUUUGCAGCUGUGCUAGGCUUUAUUAUUUGCUGGGGACCUAUAGCUGUUAUUGACUUAGUUGAUUCCUACAGCAGACACCAUCUCGCUAUACCAAGACAGAUCUUUCUGUUAUACAUAUACCUCGGUUUUGGCAGUUGUUCCAUUAACCCUGUCAUAUAUGGCGUCAUGAACAGAGCCUUCAGAGCGGAGUUCUUGAGACUGUUAACUUUCUGGAGAAGGCACAACGAAGUAGAUCUCGUUCGUUCUUUUACGGUUCAAAGCUGUCAAAGUGAAAACUGAAAUACAGUCUACUUCAAAGUGAAAUAGAGACAGCAACAUAAAAGAACAAACAAUGUUUGUCGGUCUUCAUUUUUCUUUCCCCGAAAAAGUUCUAAAUGCAUUAUAUAUCUCCUGCAUUACAUUUCAGAGUUAAUAUACGCGCCAAAUGUUAGUACUCUUUGGCAGAAUGUGUAAUUUUCUUGCUUACUACGGUAAUUCUCUUAUAAUUUCUACAUCACUUGCUUAAUUUCCUUCGCAGUUUUCGGCUACUGCGGUUAAACACAGUUCAAUUUUAAUUCACGAAAAAAUGUUUUAGACAUAACCUUUCUCCAAAAUAAUUGACUGACAACUUCUUCUUUCGUUUGCUUUAGUGUUUUUAUGUUUCCUUUUCAAUGUGGUCUAUUUGCUCGCUGCAAAUAUACAAUUGUGGAUAGAAAUCUUUUUAAUAUCACAAUAUUGGAAUAGUGUAAACACACACUAUUGUGGUAACAAAUUCUUUAAAAUUAAAAAUGAAUCGAAAGCAGUCACUCAUCCUUGACGAAGCGGAGUUAAAACUGGUCUCUGGAAUAUAUUUUUACCUUGUUUAGUUAAAAGCAAUUUUGAACGUAUUGCACUAGUGUUAUCUAUGAAACAGUGUAAUUAAUGCAUGUCCGCCCCAGGGCAUUUUAAAAUAAAUAUUCAAAACGUUAACGCUAUCCUUGGUUUGAAAGAAAAGGAAGAAAGUUUUAGACCAUGACAAAAAGUAGUCCAGUUCUUGUUUAUAUAUCGGCGAGAUCUUUACAGAGAAUAAUCAUUUUAAUAGAAAAAGACUCAAUUAACGGAGGACGCAACAAUUUGUUA
This is a messenger RNA of Orbicella faveolata, 1847 nucleotides long. RefSeq names its product RYamide receptor-like. Gene Ontology annotation, biological process: G protein-coupled receptor signaling pathway. Gene Ontology annotation, molecular function: G protein-coupled receptor activity. The record is from RefSeq and is a predicted model, not a curated record. Lineage: Eukaryota; Metazoa; Cnidaria; Anthozoa; Scleractinia; Merulinidae. Gene Ontology annotation, cellular component: membrane.